This is a messenger RNA of Uloborus diversus, 2866 nucleotides long. Its product is annotated as RRP12-like protein. Lineage: Eukaryota; Metazoa; Arthropoda; Arachnida; Araneae; Uloboridae. The transcript has 26 exons. Gene Ontology annotation, biological process: proton transmembrane transport. The coding region runs from base 2 to 2818 and encodes 938 amino acids. Gene Ontology annotation, molecular function: proton-transporting ATPase activity, rotational mechanism. Gene Ontology annotation, cellular component: proton-transporting V-type ATPase, V0 domain. The record is from RefSeq and is a predicted model, not a curated record.
GAUGGGCUCUUUAUUUCGAAGUCAGCAAAUGGUAUUAUGCCAAAUAUUUUUGCAAAACGAAUCUGCAUAUUCUAGUGUUUCUAAUUUAGGCGAAUUGGGAUUAGUUCAAUUUAGAGAUACUAAUCCUACAGUAAGUGCUUUCCAAAGAAAAUUCAUUACUCAAGUCAGAAGAUGUGAUGAAAUGGAAAGAAAAUUGAUAUAUGUUGAAAAAGAAAUAUUAAACGAAAAUAUCAAGUUGGAUGAUGUGACUGACAAUCCCACUGCUCCUCAACCCAAAGAAAUAGUGGACCUUGAGGCCACAUUUGAAAAGUUGGAAUCAGAGCUAAGAGAAGUUAAUUCAAAUUCUGAUGCUUUGAAAAAAACCUACUUCGAGUUAACUGAAUUGAAAAAUGUCUUAGUAGAAGCUCAAACAUUUUUUUCGACUCAAGAAGCUCCCGUUGAAAGUAUGGACAGUUCUACUUUGGUUCCAAAUGAAGUUCCAGCUUCUGCUGCACAACAUGGGUUUGUUAUUGGAGUUAUAUUAAGGGAGCGCAUACCAGGUUUUGAAAUGAUGUUAUGGCGCGUUUGUCGAGGAAAAGUUUUCCUCAGGCAAGCUGAAAUAAGCACAUUGAUUGAAGAUCCCUUUACAGGAGAAAAACUGCAUAAAGUUGUUUUCAUCUUAUUCUUUCAAGGUGACCAACUAAAGAGUCGUGUAAAAAAGAUUUGUGAAGGAUUUCAUGCUACACUGUAUCCUUGCCCAGAUAAUUACCAGGAGCGAGAAGAUAUGCUCAAGGGCGUUAAAACACGUAUAGAAGACUUAAACCAACCAUUUAAAUCUGCUGGACCAGAUGAUAUUAUACCUGCUCUCCUGCAGAAAGGUGUGGAUAUUAUCACACCACAUCUUUGUAGGAUCUACAGGUCCUGUCUUGUUUUUGGCUUUGUGCCUUAUGCUUGGAGAACUUGCAAGGUAAUCUUCAUACCCAAGCCAGGGAAGCUUGCUACUGUCUACCAGGCAGAAACUUUAGCCAUGUUGGCUUGUGUAAAUAACUGCCUAGAACGAGGCAUAAGCGGGAAGGUUAUCAGAAUAUUCUCUGGUAGCCAAGCUGUGUUGAAAGCUCUCAAUCGAGACCGCUUCUCUACCAAAACCGUUUGGGAGUGCCAUAAUGCACUGAUAUGGCAAGAGUAUACAAAAGGGACGUUGGCAGUAUACCUUAUAGCAACUACUCCAAUGAGUCACGCUCUGCUAGAUGUGUGCAAAGCCAUGUUGCCUUAUCUCGAUGCUUCUCGCGUGAAACAGUUGUACGAGCUCUGUAAACCACUGCUGGAGCACGAGAACCGCACAACCCAGAAGAAGUCUUUCGGAGUGAUGAACGAGAUCUGCAUUGGCCAAUCGGAGGCUUGCUGCCUUUUCGUGCGAGAGCAUUUCGAAGACCUGAGGCCCAUCCUGUGUGGAACCACCAAAGGCCUCACACCAGCAACAAAAGCGCUACGGCUGAGUUGUCUCCAGUGCAUUGUUAAUCAUUUGACGAAAGACGACAUGGAAACCAUCGUUCUCAUCUCAGCAGAAGCUGUCAUCUGCACCAAAGAGAAUUCGAUCAAAGCGAGAACGGCAGCUUUCGGUCUACUGGUAGCCAUCGGCCACACCCUGAAGAGGAUCAUGCCGGGAGAUGCAAAAGGUGCGCUCCAAGAGUAUAUGAAGAUCCUAUUGGCCGGACUCGCCGGAAGAUCCACCCAUCUGAUUGGUGCCACCAUCCUGGCCAUUGGACGAGUCAUGUUCGAGUUCAAGGAUGACGUGGACGGGGAGCUGAUGCACCUGCUGGUGGAGAACGUGUGUCUCCUGAUCACCUCCAAAUCCAGAGAAGUGGUGGUGGCUGCCCUCUCCUUCUUCAAGAUCCUCUUCGCGGUGCUCCACACCACCGAUCUCCUGCGCCACGUCUCGGCCAUCGUACAAAGCGUGACCAACAUUUCGGAAGAAAAUCAGAGGCAGCUGAGAUUCAAGGCGAAGGAACUCUUCACUCGUCUGGUCCGGAAGUUCGGGUACGAGAUGAUCUACAAGAUGGUCCCCGACAGCCACAAGAAACAAGUCUCCAACAUUCGGAAGCUGGAAGCCAGGAAGCACAAGAAGAGGGAAGACGAUGACGAUGAAGAAGAAGGCGUGAGGAAAUCCAAGAAGGCAGACACGUUCGAAGACAUCCUGGCCGACUCCGACGAUGAACUUUUGGACGAGGAAGAGGCCCCGAAGAGAAAGAAAACGAAGCAUCCCAAGAGAAGAGACAACCCCAUGAUAGAAGAGUGCGGUGAAGAUGACAUCGUGGACUUUAUGGAUCCUGCUGUGAACAAGAGGCUGCUCACGAAACGACCACACAAGCCUUCGGAAACAAAGAAGGGCUCGGAGGCUUUCCCGAUCUCCGAAGAUGGACGCCUCAUCAUUAAAGAUGAGGACGAAAAACCAAAAAAAGAUAAGAAAAGUGAUGAAUUGCUUCCAUUGAAAGAAUUGGGCUUGGCCGAUAAGAAAAGAAAGAGAAAGCAUGAGGACAGUGAUGAAGAGGAUGAGGACCAGCAAGGAACCUCGAAGGGAAUCCAUCGGUUCGACAACAGGCACAAGAGGAGGCUUCCCGGUGAAGAAUUCAAAGCCACCAAAGCCGGCGGUGAUGUGAAAAAGGGGAAAGUGGAUCCAUAUGCAUAUGUUCCUUUCAACAGACAAGCACUCAACAAAAGAAAAAAUGUGAAGUUGAAAGGUCAGUACAAAAAUAUUGUUCAAGCAGCCAAGAAAGGAGCCAACAUUGGCGUGAAAAGGAAAAUGAGAGAAGCCAAGAAGAGGAAGAACAAACGACGUUAGAAUCUCUUUCUACUCUGUACAGAAUACUAUAAUAAAUUAUUGAACUGU